Messenger RNA from Drosophila teissieri, 488 nucleotides. RefSeq lists its product as uncharacterized. NCBI's taxonomy places the organism in Eukaryota, Metazoa, Arthropoda, Insecta, Diptera, Drosophilidae. The record is from RefSeq and is a predicted model, not a curated record. The transcript has 2 exons. Bases 63 to 488 code for a protein of 141 amino acids.
UGGCGAGCUUCGACUAGUGGAUAUUGUUUGCCAAAAGGGUUAACUAGUGUGCUGUGCUAAAAAUGAAGUCUGUAUUCCUGAUUGCGCUUAUCGUGGCCCUGGGCAGCUGUCAAGGUGCCGAAGUUGCCGAGCCUUUGUCAGCUCAGGGACGCUCUUUCUCCAGUGUGAUUGUGGACGGACUGGAGGCAUUCAGAGGCGUCCUGCAGAAUGGUAGCCCGAAAUAUGGAGUCCCCGUGAUGGCACCCAUGCAGGUGGCGAAGAGGUCGUUUGAAAUCAACUCGGGAGAAUUCAGUGGAACCUUUGGAGUCGAGAACUUUGAGCUGCAGGGUCUCGAUGAGUACGAGAUUAUCACCAUGAACAUGGACGUGAUCAGAAGUCGCUUGACGUUCAACAUCAACUUUGCCAGCGUCAACUUCACCACCGAUUACGAGGUGGACAUGGGCAGUGGCUAUCGCAUCAAGCGCAAUGGCCCUUCCCUCGAGAUCUGA